Dermacentor albipictus is the source of this 1215-nucleotide messenger RNA. Lineage: Eukaryota; Metazoa; Arthropoda; Arachnida; Ixodida; Ixodidae. The record is from RefSeq and is a predicted model, not a curated record.
AUGCAGCGUCUCACGAAGACCCGCCAGCCGACAGCCACCAAUGCCCCGCUGGCCUCCUCUUCUACCGCCGCGGGUGCCACUGAGCCUACUCUGUCAACGCUGAAUGUUACCAGCGACGUGCCUAAUUCUAAGCCGGCAGCCCUGCCUCAACCGGCUGCGUUCCUGCACUCCGCACACGCCACCGUGCAUAUUCCGGCCACGUUCAACGCUGUGAGCAACGCUGAGAGCUCUGACUCGACCGCCGCGUCGCAGUCGGCGUUCGUCGCCUCAAUGUCUCCUACGACCAAGUUCCACGCUGCCAGCGACGCCAAGAGUCUCGGACCACUAAACGUGUCGCAGCCUGCAGCGUUCACCGUCGCCGCCACGGAUGCCGCGGCGUCUAUUCCGGCCACAUUGGCGCCUGUUGUAAAGUGCUGCAAUCAGACAUCAGAAUCGCAGCUGAACGCGCUUGUUGCAGCCGCUCCCACCGGAUCCACCACUUCUGCCGUGCUGGACAGUGCAAACUCUACGCCCACCAACGUCAUUCCCAAUGUUUCGAGAUGUGUUUCUGUCGAUCCUACCUCCUUUACCACUGUGUAUCCGGCUGACGACUCGUCGGCGGAGAUGGAUUUCACGUCGUCCCCAGACAACGACCAUAAUACGCCAUCAUUAGAAAGCGGCUGGAGCACCGUCAGUACCAGCCGCAAACCUGCCUCCGCCGCCCGCCCUCGCACCGAGCUCAUCUCAGUUGGGAUACAGCUUCCGCCCGGUACCCUCACUCCCAAGCUGCCUCUUUACGACUUGCUUGCCGCCAUCGUCUCCGCCGCACAUCUCUCCUCCAAAACCAGCGCAGAGAUCACACUUCAGGCCAAGCCAGCUCAGAGCCUUGUAUUUCUGAAAACACACUCCCCUCUCACCGCCCAACUCCUACUUUCUCUCACGCAUCUCAGCUCCACGCUUACCAAGCUAAAUGAGCACCUUGCCACGCUCAUCACCCCGUCCCCUAACGCCCAGGUCGCCCCAUUGGCUGACCUGGUAGAAACCACCGCCACUGCACACCACACUCGCUUGCUUCAGCUCGAAACUUCGAUUGUCCAGAUCCUCACCACCCUCCAAACCCAAUCCAAGCAAUUGGAAUCAUUCGCUUCUAUGCUGGGCUCCCUCCAGGAGUCACUGCCCCCGGCCAAAAAGAAGGAACGUGUCCCCGCAAACUCUUCUACCUCUAAUCUAUCGUAA